Messenger RNA from Patiria miniata (bat star), 1641 nucleotides. RefSeq lists its product as uncharacterized. The transcript is spliced from 2 exons. Bases 34 to 762 code for a protein of 242 amino acids. Lineage: Eukaryota; Metazoa; Echinodermata; Asteroidea; Valvatida; Asterinidae. The record is from RefSeq and is a predicted model, not a curated record.
UUGAGUAGUCUGGGAACAUGACCAAACUUCAAAAUGGCGGCGCCCAUGAACAACAAGCCAGGCGAUUCAUCGGACAAUUCUGACGCAAAAUGCGCCAGCUGUGGCGAGUGCCAGAAGGUCAUGAAACGUUGUACUCGCUGUAGAAGCACUGUUUAUUGCUCAAGAGAUUGCCAAAUUAUAGACUGGCCAAGACACGAGGCGGUUUGCUCCAAAUUGGCAUCAUUCUGUGCCAAAGGACAGGAGACUGAUCAUGAUACUGCAACCAACAGCUCUACUCAUUCUCUCACUGAAAGGAUACAAGAUUCUCUGAAUAUCAGAGACACUGCACAGACAGCAAAUCAAGACCAACCAGACGCAAUGUUGCACACGUCCGAACCUUUGAAAAAAUCUACACCUUGCCAAGAACCAACUUACAGGAUCACUGUUAAAUGCCAAAGAGACAAGCAUCAAAUUCAUGUUAACUCGGAGUGGGAGGCUUCCAGAAUGUUAUCCCACAUUAGCGAGGAAAUCCGAAUUCCCAUGGACAAGCUGAAACUGGUGCACAAAGGGAAGCUUGUGAACAAGCAGAACGCGAAGGACUUUGUGAAAGACAAGGCCGUUUUUCAAGCCAUUGGUGAAAUGUCGGAGAGUGAGGAAGGCUUGGAUCCAUCUCAAAUUGACCGCAUUAUGUCUAAGAUCAGAGUGGAAAGAAAUGAAGCCAUCCGAGCCCUAAGACUCAAGGGUGAUGUCAUAGAUGCAAUACUGUACCUUGGGAACAAAUAAGAUUUACCACAGGUAAACACAGGAAAAAUAACAGUGUAGCGAAUCUAUAGACAUUAAUGGUUGCUACAGGUACACAUGUAGCAUGAUGGGGAUAGAGGAUGCGGUUGCCAAGCAACGUUGCUGCAUCCCUCAGUCAUUAUAGGAAAGCAGUAUUAACAAUAACAUGGAAACAGCAUCCUAGAAAACUCCUUCAUGCAACCUGUUUGUGUAUGCAUUUGGUGUGACCAAAUACCACAUAAAAGUAAAACUCAACUGUGUUCAUUUUGUUAAAAUAAUAAACUGUACAUGUGUAUACUCACCACCAACUGCUGCAAAAUACCUGGUUUUGACUGUACCCUGAUAGAAACUCUCCAAAGAUGGAAAAAUCAGAUUGCAUAUUUACACUUUUUGUCCAUGUUUUGUUUUACUUCAUUCUUAUGAAUUUAACUUAUUCAAGACAAAAUUUAACUUGUAAAAUUUCCACAAAUACUUUACAGAAGAACCAUCCCAUCUAAUAAGUACCCAAACCCAACCUGUAAUAGAAACUUGUACAGGAAACAUGACAAGAAGUCAAUUUCCCAGGACAUCUGUUUGAAUUGAUUCUUGUACUAAAUAUUCUCUGCUGUAAUCCAUACUUUGUAAACAUUUAAACAAGGCCCGUUGUUAUACUACUUGGCCGAUGCUGCUCAAGUUCCCAUAAAACUCUUCACACUUCAGGCGAACUAAAUCAAACACAUGAAUAAUGCAGGGUAAACAUUUGGAGGAGGGUGGUGUGAAAUCUCUCAUCUCAAUUGCAGAGGUCCACUUUUUGUCAGUUUGUCGUGGGUACUAGUUCGGGUCGUAUCUAACUACUGGGAGCUGGAGAAACCUUAAAGGAAUACGUAGUUAAGCAUGGAUGAG